Molecule: messenger RNA, 732 nt
Organism: Dovyalis caffra
Lineage: Eukaryota; Viridiplantae; Streptophyta; Magnoliopsida; Malpighiales; Salicaceae
Source: the annotation of a GenBank genome assembly
AUGAUUCAGUCAAGACUAGCUGCAACCGCAACAAGAUCGUAUAGAUCCCUCUCUUUAGCCUAUAAUCAAGCUCGACUUCGGGGAUUUGCUACAGAACCAACUGGUCGCCCUGCUGAUCCUGAGGUUUACGCUGACCGUGAACAUGAAAAUCAACCUGCUGUUCCCACUGGAAAACCCGAAGAAGUGAUAGAAAAGUACGAGCCUGAAACGGGAAAGCAACAAACAGAAGCAGAACACAGACCCAAUAGAGAUACCGAACCAUUGGCACCACCCAAACCUCCACACGUGUCUACUCCUAGGCUGGAAAAUACUGGAGUUCUCAAUCCAGCAGAACCCAUCGUCCAACAAAGGCCAAAGAACUCAACGUUGGCACUAGAAGAAGUUAGCUGCGCUGGACUUGAUGGCACACCAUGGCCAAAGGAUGAGAGAAGCACUAGAGAAGGAGUAGAAGAUGACAGAGAAUAUUUCAGGCAUCACAAGGCGUCGCCUUUAUCAGAAAUCCAGGUGGCGGAUACUAGAAAGCCGAUAACAAGGGCUUCAGAUGGUACUGCUAAUGAAGAACUUUUGAGUGGUGGUGGAGACGUGAUAAUUGGGUGGAGGCCAGAGCAGCUUGACACGGCUGAGCAGGCACUCGAGAGAGCUCGAAGGAUUUGGAUGGAGAAUGCUAUGCGUGGUGAUCCUGAUACACCACACGGUCGGGUUUUAAGAGAGCUUCGUGGAGAGUGGUUUUGA